Molecule: messenger RNA, 1041 nt
Organism: Aspergillus steynii IBT 23096
Lineage: Eukaryota; Fungi; Ascomycota; Eurotiomycetes; Eurotiales; Aspergillaceae
Exons: 3
Coding region: 1-1041 (346 amino acids)
Cellular component (GO): membrane
Source: RefSeq, a predicted model, not a curated record
AUGUCCAACGCUUUGCCGUAUCUGCAGAAGCUGCGCAAGUCCCAGCUAGUGGACUGGGCGGAGGCUACUGACCUCAAAGAUUACGAGGACUUAAAUAAACCCGAGCUGGUCACCACUCUCGACGAUCAUCUCCAAUCCAACCAGUCUAUCUUCGCGACCGACGACCGUCUGGCUGAAUACUACCGCCGCCUGUCGCAAAGCCCUCGUUUGUCGCCCACGAAGAGGGAGCCGAAGUUGGAGUCGCCGACAAAGGUGUCGCCGACCAAGUUGGAGGCUCCCAGGUCGGUGCGUCGUGGACGCAAAGCAAAGGAGGAGAUCGAACAGACAGAUGACUCCGAUGUGUCGCCGCAAGCCAUUGCGACAACCACGCCCGGUCGCAGCCCGUUAGUGACCGUUCAGCCGCCAUUGCCGCCAUCUCCGGCUGUUGUGACCGAUGCGAUUGACCGCCAGACUGCCGCCUGGGGCGAGCGCAUUGGCGACGCGUGGACCGCAUUAGGCGUCCGGGAGCGCUCGCAUGCGUUGCGCUCGAUCUUGAGUAGCGCCAAGGCCGUGGAGAUUCUGUUCGUGGCCCUCGAGGGGGCCGGUCUCUUCCGGACCCUCCUGCCGCUGGCGUAUGUGGCCACCGUUCCGGCCGUCGAGGCCAUCAACUCUCCCGAAAUCCCUAUCAGCGUUCCGGAUCUUUUCAAGCUGGUGGAGGGCACAUUCUGGGCGCCGCUCUCGCUCUGGCUCCUCACCAGCCUGUUCCUGCCAUUGACCGCCGCCUACUUCUUCAACCUGAGCGGGCAGACGAGCGGAGGCCCGGCCUUGAAUACGCGCCGAAACCGUGCCGCUCAGGCUACUUUCGAUCCUCUAAGCUUCAACAUCGCCAAGGCAUUGAUCUCGUAUCUAGUGUAUGCGAAUCGGUUUACGUUCUGGAAUGUCUUCAGCGACGCGUCUAUCGCCACAGUGAACGAGUCUGUUCCCGGACAAUGGGCCGGCAUCCUGACUGGGUCGGCCAUCGGAACGAUCGGGACUCUGUACGAAGCCAUUUUGAAGAAGUAA